CCAAAUCCAAAUUCUUCCCUUCAAUGCUCCUAGGGGUUGGGAUGCUGACCAACAUUCGUACUUGCCAUAUCUUCACCGCCUCGACUCGCAUCGCUAGCAGAUUCCCAAAGCGGCUGUUAUCAGACAGCUCUAGCUCGGCCGCCACAUGGUGGGCCAUUCUUCGAGAUUCGUAGUAUGAUAAGACUAGUAGUUAUUCCGAACUUUUGACUACGCUAGGAUUAUCGCCUACCUUCGCGGUCGCUCACUGAACAUCAGAAUCGUUUCACCGACUUUUAUCGCUGAUUCGUUGGGGAUCUUGACUCUCCAAUCUUUUAGUGUCUUCACGAAUCUGUUCUUGCCACGUGGCAAGAACCAGUAGCACCAGGCUCGAAAUGAUGAAUUUCCCCGGCUCGUCAGCUGACGAUAACCAUGCCUUGGACGAAUCAAUGGACGGCAUGGAGAGCCUGAUGCUCAAUCCGCCCGAUCCACAUCUGACACGUGGCAUGCCACCUGGCGCGGUCCCAGAUUACAGCAGCAUCUUAUCCUCCAGCUCGUCGCAGUUUUACACGUCAGAUCCUCUCGCCCAAUCCUGGAACCCGCCUCCCCUUCCCACGGAUCCAUCCCCCGUGUCAUCCUCCGCGUUUGGCGGGUUUCCUGACGUGGGCUUAGAUGCCGCGCCCCCGCCUUACCACGAGGCCCUGCAAGCGCCACGUGUCGGUGACGUCAGCACCAGCGAGUUAUUUUCCGGGCUAGGCUUAUCCGGAUCAGGCGGGUUAGGAGCUUCGGAUUUCGGCCUUGGCAUGCCCGCAAGUGGCGCCGACGUCCACGUCCACGGCGGAAUUUCCGGCGCUGGGUUUCCUGGUGGGGGUGAGGGAAUAGAAACGGCAGCAGCGGCGGCAAAUGCGGCGGCUCUUGCGGGGCCACUGGGCGGCGCAGCAGCAGCACAAGUGGGUGGCGGAACCGGCGGCGCUGCCGGCGCAAAAGGACAGGAGAUGCCGGCCGAUUUUAUUGACGUGAGAGUGGUGAGCUUUAAGAAGCUGCAGGAGUCCGGCGGCUCCAUGAUUCCCGGAGGGGGCUCUUACGUGGCGUAUGUGAUUGAAACGAAGACGAAUGUGCCUGAAUACGGGGCCCGAUCUGCCCGCGUGGAGAGAAGAUUCCGCGAAUUUGUCGCCCUGGCUGACAGACUAGCAGAGACGCACCGAGGCUACUUCAUUCCCAUGCGGCCCGACAAGAACGUGGUGGAGAGCCAGGUGCUGCACGGACCGGAGUUUGUGAAAACGCGGCAGGUGGAGCUGGACAAAUACAUGCAGCGCCUGGCGCGGCACCCCUCUAUUCGCAAGAGCGAGGACCUCAUCUCCUUCCUGACGUCAUCCGAUAAGUUUCAGCCCGCCUCGUCUGUAGACCUGGCUUCCCGCGUGCUGGAAGGUGCCGUGAAGCUUCCCCAGCAGCUGUUUGGCUCGGCAGACUCCAUCACACCGGCAGAAGCUGCCAAACCGGCCGGUGGGGGGCGGAACCUUCUCAGAAUGUUCAAAGAGUUUGGGCAGUCCGUGGCGAAUGAUUGGACGGGGAAACCGCCAGCUGUCAGCGGUUCCACGUCAGCAGCAGGAUCGUCCACGUCAGCAUUGGAAGCAGGAGCAGAAGCAGGAGCAGGAGGUGCAAUGAGGGGGGGUCUGGGAGGAGGGGUGGGAGGAGAAACAGCCUUAGCAGAAACAGGAGGAAAAAUACAAACGGCGCCGACCGCAGCGGAGGUCGAGGCAGACGAGUUCCGGUUUAGUUCGGCCCGAACCAAGCUGGCAGACCUGGACAAGCACCUUGCCGAGGCUACAGCAGGUGCGGUGCAGAUGAUGCAGGCUCAGGACGGCAGCAGCCGCAUCAUUGGGUCGCUGGGGAUCACGUUUGGGUCCCUGGCUAAGCUGCAGGCGCAGCGGCUGGGGGAGGGGGGGAUUGGGGGAGGAGCAGGGGGAGGGGGAGGCGGAGGCGGAGGGGGAGGCGGAGGGGGAGGGGGAGGGGAAGGAGGCAAUACAGUGGCGGCAGGGGGUGUGGGAGCACCAGCAGCAGCAGCAGCAGCAGCAGCAGCAGGAGGAGGGGGGGAUGUGGGCGGAGGGCAGAAGGAGCGGGCGUUUGUGGGGGAGUGUCAGAGCGUGGGCAAGGGCAUGGUGCGCAGCGCGCAGCUCUCACACGGCGUGGUGGAGAGGAAUAAAAGCACGCUGUCAAUUCUCCUAGAGUACCACAAGACAACGGCUGCCGCCCGGACGGCGCUCGCCGAGCGAUCCCAGGCGCUGCUGACGUGGCAGACUCUGGAGGGCGAUCUGGGCGGCAAGAAGACAAAGCUGGACCGGCUGGGGUCGGUGGACGGAUCGGAUCCUGCUAAGCAGAAGAAAGCCCAGGAGCUGCAGAGGGAGAUUCAGGCUCUGGAGAAGGCUAAGGAGGCUGCUAGUAACGAGUACAAGAAGAUCACUGAGCGCAAUUCCUCGGAGCUGCAGCGCUUUGAGAGCGAGCGGAAGCAGGAGUUUCUCUCAAUGCUCGGCAACUUUGUGCAAGACCAGGUGCUGUGUUCGCAGAAAAUGGCAGCGAUCUGGUCAGUGGGGGAGGAGAGGCCGCCACAAUCUUGAACUGCUUUGCUCGAGGCACUAGGGGUGCUUGUGGUGCUAUCCACCGGCUGGGGCUGGUGGUAGAGAUGGUGGUGGCCGUAGUGGUGGUGAGUUGUGAAUGUUAGCGUAGAGAGAUUAACUAGAAUGAGGGAAACAUGGUGGUUUUGUCAAAGGGGUUGUACCCUCUAAGAGUACGCGCCUAUCUAGCCUAUAAGACAUAUACAAAUAUGUUUGACACACCCCCUAGGCUAGACG
This is a messenger RNA of Closterium sp. NIES-67, 2825 nucleotides long. Lineage: Eukaryota; Viridiplantae; Streptophyta; Zygnematophyceae; Desmidiales; Closteriaceae. The record is from the annotation of a GenBank genome assembly.